Molecule: messenger RNA, 4103 nt
Organism: Apus apus (common swift)
Lineage: Eukaryota; Metazoa; Chordata; Aves; Apodiformes; Apodidae
Gene: PGAP4
Product: post-GPI attachment to proteins GalNAc transferase 4
Exons: 2
Coding region: 630-1817 (395 amino acids)
Biological process (GO): GPI anchor biosynthetic process
Cellular component (GO): Golgi membrane
Molecular function (GO): glycosyltransferase activity
Source: RefSeq, a predicted model, not a curated record
UCCCAGGAAUGCCUGCUUGUGAGAGUACCUCUGUGGAGAGGAGUUUGGAGCAGACAGACAGUCAGCAUUCUCUUGUAAAGCACUAGCACAGUAGGCAGUAUUCUGCACCCCAAAGAGGACAUGGCUUAUUUUUCUACUCUUCCUCAGUGUGUGCGGAGGUAACUUUUUCCAGUCCCAUGUGCCUUUUCAGAGCUAGCUGCUGCCUUGAAUGGCAGGAGGAGGGAUGCCCUGAGAGGGUGGUGCUGGCCUGCACCACCUUUCCACAGCUGGGACACCAGCAGGUGGAGUCCCAACACAGCUUUCCCCGCAGCAGGGCGGUGGGGAACUGAGCGGCAGGCAGGGAGGCCCCUGCAGAGACUUGGGGAGCACCUUCUCCUGGUGCAGGUGAGCCUGACCCUUGGACAACACGGGCUGCAGAGGAUCAAGACCUCAGGGAAGCUUCUCUUGGAUUCCUCGUAGUUUUUGCAUCUCAGAUCUCCAGCAGAGCAGGUAGAUGGAAAGCUUAGAUGAACUGUGCAGGUUUGGCAGCCACUGCCCCAGUGAUCCACCUUGCAAUCCAGGGAGGAUGUCUCGGAAGUGAAGGCAUGAAGGAAUGAGCAGAACAGGGGUGUCCUCCUCCUGCAGCAGCAAUGUCACACCAAGCCUGGCAGCUCUCUGGAAAGUGGUGCCGUUGGUCCAGUCCUUUUAUCCAUCUCCUCACACUGACUGUGGUGACAUUCAGUGUGCUUGCACCUUUGGUUUGUCACCGGCUGCUCCACUCUUACUUUUAUUUGCGGCGCUGGCACCUGAACUCCAUGAGCCAGGAGUUCCUGGAGCAGAACCAGCAGGAGGGCCAGGCUGCCCUGCAUUACUUUGAGAAGCUGCAGAUACCAAAUGCCUCUGACACCGCUGGCAGUGACACCUUCCAGCCCUUGCUGCUGAUCACCAUUAUCACUGUGCAGAGGCAGAAUGAUUUCCACUAUGUCUUGCAAGUGGCCUCCCACUUCCACCGCCUCCUCCAGAAGUGUGGUGCACGUUGCCAGAGCCACCGCGUCCUCCUCUGCAACGUGGAGUCGGACCCGGGUAGCCAUCAGGAUGUCAGGCUGCUGAGCAGCUUCUUUCCUACCAUCAGUCGUGACAAAGCUGGGGAGAACCCUGACCCCAGAGAGAACCAGUUUGAGAAGGAGAAGCAGGACUACGUCUUCUGCCUUGAGCAGUCACUGUUGGUGUACAACCCAGAGUACGUCCUUGUAGUGGAAGAUGAUGCUGUGCCAGAGGAGGAGAUAUUUGCCGUCUUGCAGCACCUCUUGUUGGCCCGCUUCUCCAAACCCUACCUCAGAGACGCGCUCUACUUCAAGCUUUACCACCCCGAGCGGCUUCAACGCUACUUCAACCCCGAACCCAUGAGAAUCCUCGAGUGGUUAGGGCUGGGCAUGUUCCUGGGACCUGUGCUGGCCGGCGCCUACUCCUGGGCAGCGGGGCGCCCCGGCCUCAGCUGGCCCCUGGUCGUCUUCUUUGCUGUGUACAGCAUGGCCCUGUCAGAGCUGGUGGGCCGGCACUACCUGCUGGAGCUGCGCCGACUGGCCCCCACGCUCUACAACGUCGUGCCCGUCACCGAGUGCUGCACGCCGGCCAUGCUCUUCUCUGCUCCCUCUGCCCACCGAGCCUCGGGGUACCUGAGGGGGCUGCGCUGCCGCCAGGGCUUUGCCAAGGAUAUUGCCCUCUACUCGCUGCUGCGUGCCAAGGGGGAGAAGGCCUACGUGGUGGAACCCAACCUGGUCCGGCACGUGGGAAUGUAUUCCAGCCUUCGGCUAAAUGACAACCCAAAGCUGCUGUGAUCUGUCCAUGCCUUUCCAGAUGUGAAGCCCAGAGAAGCUGCUGCUGGGCGGAGAGGGUGCGUGUGAGCUCAGACACAGUGCUGCUCACACUGGGCUUUCUGUGCCUCCAGGUGGACAAAGAAUAACUGAAAAAAUAAACUCGCCUACAAGUAGACACUAUGUGAUAUGCCCUUGGAGCUAAUCAGCAUGCACCGUGUGGGGGGAGAGUGGAGGAUUCAAGCUGCAGGUCAUGGAGCCAGGCUUAUUUCAGUGAUGUCCAGUGAUAGGACAAGGGUCAAUGGAUGCAAACUGGAGCAUAGGAGGUUCCGUGUGAAUAUCAGGAAGAACUUCUUUCCUGUGAGAGUGACAGAGCCCUGGAACAGGCUGCCCAGAGAGGUUGUGGAGUCUCCUUCACUGGAGACAUUCAAAACCCGCCUGGACACGUUCCUGUGUGAUGUGCUCUGGGUGACCUUGCUCUGGCAGGAGAGUUGGACUGGGUGAUCUUUCGAGGUCCCUUCCAACCGCUAAGAUUCUGUGAUUCUGUGAUUCUGUGACUUUCUGCUCUCCUUAAUCUUUCCUAGGGAAAAGCUCUCACACCAAUACAAGCAGCUGCACUGCCUUUACACUGGCUGCAGAAAUCAUCACCCUAGAGCAACAGAAAUGUUGGCCAAAGUGAAUGGUUCACAUUUAAGAGAGUGAGGAGAAACCCCCCUAUUUUCCCAUCCUUGCUAAGGUCUGAUCUCUCGACCUCUGCGUUUCAAAGUUGUGGUUUUGAGCAGACCUUUCAAAAAGCAGCAGUGAUUUACAUAAACUUUCCCACAAAUUCCACCUAGAUUCCUCAGAUUUUACAAAGCCUUUGUUAUUCUCUCCCCCUACUACUUGCUACAUUAGACACUAUAAACAACAAAGGAUAACUACUGUGUUGGUUGGUAUGACCACUAGUUGUAGUGGAUCCAGUUGCUAAAAGAGGCCUUAUCAGUUGCUGGUUGGACUUAGACAUUCAACAACCUUGACUUUAUGUCAGCACAGAGGCAAAGAAAAGAUUAGAUUAGGUGCUGCUGUUGUGCAGGAUCCUCAUUUCAUUUUGGAGCUGUAUUGCACAGCUCAGCCUAAGUGGUUCAUGCACUGCAGCAAGCAAAAUGCCCAUAAGAAACACAGCUAGUUGCUCCUAAAACCAAGCAAGAAUAGCACAACAGAGAAGGGGGCCACUUUAAUACUGACCCAUUAAUUUAAUGUGCUCUGGUUGUUAGGCAUUUGGGAUAAGUACUUGUUACCACACUUGUUUAUUUGUUAAGAAGAGCCCACUUUGACCUUAGCGGGCUUUGCAUAAAAUUCACUUUUAUGUGGAGUUUGGUUGAAGGAUUUUUGAAAACAUAUUCCUAUAUUUGGAAUCAACCAAGUAGACCGUUUUUGUCAAGUUUUGGCCAGUGGGGGUUGGGCUUUGGUGUUUUGGUUUUUUUUUGUGAAGGAAGGGUUCUACUUUGAUUUUUCUCUCCCCCAGUCUCUCCCAGGCAAUUUAUGCCUUAAGCUCUUAACAAGUCUGGCUGUGGAUGCAAAGGACAUAAAACUCCUGAGAGAUGAAAGCAAAGGAUGUCGCAGACUUCCAGCUGUCAGCAAGUGAUGAGUAUUGGUUCCACAACACAGAUGCAUAAUGCAGGUUAGCCAAUUAGAAGUGGCUUCGCAACACAGAGCAGUGCUCUGCUUUCUUAGUAAUCAGCUAGAAAGCUUUUAUAACACCCUUGGUUAUCAGAUGUGAGAAAAAAAAACUGCUUAUGGAUGCUACGUCAUUGCAAAAGCAAAGUACCUCUCCUGUCAGAAAACACAGGAAAAGCUGCACAGGCAGAACCACGAUUUAUUCCCAGCUUCUGAAAACCCCCAAAGAUAUCAGAGAGGUCACACAGUGGCAGGUGGGCAAACUUACUCUCAGGCUUUACUCUGGUAUCGUUAAGAUGUCAGGAUUUGAGUGUCAUUGUAUAUUUAUUCCACUAAGUGCCUGUGUGUGUGAGGAAAUACAACUUGUUUAUGUAUCUUCAGCGCUGAAUGUUUCAGUGCAGUGUGCUUUCUCUUCACUCUCUUUGUACUGUACAAAUCCAGGACAAUGCCCAGUUCUUUUCACAAGGGUCCAUUCGUACUCAUUCUUGCAAAGAAAAUCACACAGCAAUGUACAAUAAAUGGGACAGUGAAAGGAAAAAGGAACAAGGAAAAGAAAGAAAGAAACUUUGGAAAAUAAAGAAUUAGAAAAGAAAAAAUUAGAAAAGAAACCAACUAACUAUGUGCAGUUAAUAAAUGUUUUGAUGUGGGAAAUGA